UAAAGAUGGCGGCCGCAAACCCAGCCUGGUAUCAGCAAGAAGUAUGCAUGCGCAGCGUUGGCAGCACAUGCAGCUUAUCCGGUAACACCCCCAGGUGUCCCCCUGUAUCCUGUCCUCCGGUGAUUCCUGUUCACCCUUUCCCGCUAUGUCGCUUCCUCGGCCUCUGGUCGUGAUUCUCGGGGCCACCGGCAGCGGGAAAUCACGUCUGGCCCUCGAGCUGGGCCGGCGCUUCACCGGGGAGAUCGUCAGCGCCGACUCGAUGCAGGUUUACAAAGGUUUGGACAUCAUCACAAACAAAGUGACGUGUGAGGAGCAGCAACUGUGCACUCAUCACAUGAUCAGCUUCCUGGAUCCCCUCGUCCCCUAUUCUGUUGUGGAUUUCAGGAAUAAGGCAUUGUCUGUAAUUCAAGAUAUUAUUGACAGACAGAAGAUCCCAAUUAUCGUGGGAGGAACCAAUUACUACAUCGAAUCACUGCUUUGGAAAGUACUGGUGGACACAAAGGAAGGGAAGGUUUGUUCUGCUACAGAUGGGGCGGCUGGGAGUGGAACAUCAUCACCCAACAGGAAGCAAGAACUGGAAAAACUCGACUGUCUAGAACUCCACAAACGAUUGGCGGAGGUUGACCCUGAAAUGGCAGAAAAAUUACACCCGCAUGAUAAACGCAAGGUCGCAAGAUUUUCUUUGAGCAGAAGUCUGCAGGUCUAUGAGGAAGUUGGAGUUCCCCACAGCAAACUUCUACAGCAACAGCGCCAAGAGGAAGGGGGAGGACCCCUUGGAGGAGCACUGCGCUUUCAACGGCCCUGCAUAAUGUGGCUGCACGCUGACCUGUCGGUUCUUGAUCAGCGUUUGGAUCGUCGGGUCGAUGACAUGCUCGCUGCAGGCCUUUUGGAAGAACUAAAUGGUUUUCACGCUCUAUACAACCAGCAGAAAAUUGCUGAGAACAGCCAGAAUUAUCAGCAUGGCGUCUUCCAGUCCAUCGGAUUCAAGGAAUUCCAUGAAUAUCUGACCUACAACAGCAGCUGCAGUGAGACUAGGGAAAAUCUGCUGACCCAAGGUGUUGCUGCACUCAAACAAGUCACAAAGCGUUACGCAAGAAAGCAAAACAAAUGGGUCCGCAAUCGUUUCCUGAAAAGGCCAGGAGCUAAUGUUCCUCCAGUGUAUGGUCUGGAUGUGACAGAUAUCAGCCAGUGGGAGGAGACUGUACUGCUACCUGCAAUGCAGAUCCUCGAAAGCUUCUUAAAGGGAGAGGAACCUGCAGUGCUGCCUCUAAUCCUGGAAUAUGACCAAUAUGAGGGGAAGAGGAACCGGCGGGUGUGUGAAUUGUGUGACAAAAUCAUCCUCGGUGACCGGGAAUGGAAGGCUCACCUCAAGUCCAAGAAUCACCAGCACCAUUUGAAGAGAAAGAAAAAGGCUGAGGAAUACUUAAAUACACAAAGCACCCCGGGCACCAGCGAAAACAUUCCACAAGACAUUUAGAAUCUGCCUCAGUGUGCGAUUGUGUCAUAGGAACAUGCCCAGGGAUGUGAUGGGACCUGUGUGGAUGCUACCUACCACUGAGUUAAUGCAGCAAGGCUACUUGAGCUCAAAGCACGUUCCAUGGAGUUAAAAAGCCCUCUAUUGCAGCCUAUAACUCUGUUGCUUGUGUUCUACAUAAAUUGCAUAGGAAUCAAUCAUGGAUACAGUUUCCAAAUCAGGCUGCAGCCAGAGAGCUUGUGUUGGAUUGUUGUUGGUUUCACGAUUUUAUUGAAAGUUGGAGAGACAUGAUUUGGGGUUGACAAAGUCCUGGAGGUUUCAUCAUCUGACAUCCCACUCCAACUACCCCACUUGGUCAAUUAGCGUUCUCUCCCUAUCUCCAACUAACUCAAAGAAAAUUAAAAGAAAAUACUGUUUAUUAAUAUCCCAAUGAUUUUUUUUUCCUGUGUUUGCUCACAGAAAUGGAACUUAAUCUUUAUUUGGCAAUCCUAACCUGAUACCAGAUGGCAGUAACUGAGUAAAUAUGAUGGAAAGUAGAGGAUGUUUAGGGUUCAGUCCUUGAGUGCUGGCAAUAGGCUGCUGCUCUCUCAUCUGUACCUGUGAGGUGAUGUAAACAAAAGGAUCAAGUGGCCAGUUAUUGAUGUGAAAUAUCACAGUCAAAAGGCUGGACGUGAGUGGGCAGAGAUUUCUCCCAAAGCCAGGCCAUAUCACUCUUAAUGUGGGCUUAUGUGAGACACCAUCCUCCUAGAGACAGAGAGAUGAGGGGGCCAGUGACUGACAGCAGAAGCAGGAAACGUCAGUAAGCAGUGCAGUAUUUCUCUUUGUAUCAGAAGAGAGUGGUGGCUUGAACCAAGAGCAGCCUUCCAGUUAAUACUGAUAUGGGGUGAAUUCCAUAAACAAGAGUCUGCAGGCUGUGCAGGCCUAUGGGGCAGUGCCUUGUGAAACCUCUCCAUUGGAUGCUCCUGUUCAAUUUUUAUAACUAGCCUUUUCUGUGUUGUGUUGCACUUUUAAAGAAUAUUUUCUGAAAUCCUAGUGAAGAAGGAAGAUAUUCCAGUCAGACACACUUAAAGCAGUGAAGGGAUUUUUAUACCGAUCUUAAUUUCCACAUUGCUUUUACAUAUCAGUAAAAUUGAAUAUCUGUUUGUUGAA
Messenger RNA from Carcharodon carcharias (great white shark), 2623 nucleotides. It is a transcript of the gene trit1, whose product is annotated as tRNA isopentenyltransferase 1. Gene Ontology annotation, molecular function: ATP binding; tRNA dimethylallyltransferase activity. Gene Ontology annotation, cellular component: mitochondrion. Gene Ontology annotation, biological process: tRNA modification. The transcript is spliced from 11 exons. Bases 146 to 1477 code for a protein of 443 amino acids. NCBI's taxonomy places the organism in Eukaryota, Metazoa, Chordata, Chondrichthyes, Lamniformes, Lamnidae. The record is from RefSeq and is a predicted model, not a curated record.